CGCUCAUUUUGCCCUCGAAGCCGGUUUCAGACAAUCACGAGAAAAAUCACGUAUAAUAACACUGAGGUCCCUCAAAGCUUUUCGAAAAUGGAAACCCUAGACAAGGGUUUUGCAUCUGGAGUUGCAGAGGAGGAAACGAUAGCGCUAGAAGAGUCGAUGCAAGAGGGUUUUGGGGGUAAGGCGUCUAGUAUUUCUGAAUCAGUGUCUGAGAAAGAUUCCCAGAAAGAUGAGACUAGGGUUUCAGUUUCAGAGGUUUCUGGUGCUUCGGAAUCGGCGUCUCUGGUAGUUGAAACUAGGGUUUUGGGUGAUGGGGGUUCUGGGGUUUCUGAACCGGGGUUGCAGAAAGAGGAAGAUAGUGUUUCGGGUGAAGGAGUUUCUUUACCCGAGUCUAUAAAAGUUGCAGGUGAAGGGGUUUCUAGUGUUUCAUCUGUAGAGUUGCAUGGAGGGGAAGCCAAGGUUUCAGAAAUGGCAAUUUCUGGGGUUUCUGAACCAGUAUCUUUGAAAGGGGACACUACGGUUUUGGAGGUAGUGGUUACUAGGGUUUCUGAGCGAGAGGCGGAGAAUGGGGAGACUAGGGUAUUAACCGAAGAUGCUUCUGUUUUGAAAGGGGCUACAGAGGCCCUAGUUGAAGAUAUUUCUAGGGUUUCUGAGAGAGAUGGGGUUGGUGUUUUAGAGACUGUAAAAGAGUGUUUAUCUGGUGCAGUUGCGACUCUUUCUGAUGCAACUGGAUCUCAAGUAAUCCAAGUCCAAAAGGAGACCCUAGAAAUUGUAAAGGAAGUCAAGGUUGUAAUAGCUGAUACUGAUUCUUCAGCUGAACCAGUUAAGUCCAUUGAGGAGAAGCAACCCGUGCUUGAAAUUGACGUUAGAGAGGAUACCCCAAAAGAUCUGUAUAAUAAUAACGUGGCACAAGUGGGUUCUGGUGAGGUUACAGAAGCUGAAGCUAACCAGCAAUUUAAGGAGCAAAACAAUGGAAAUGAAGAAGAAAAUGGGGUUUCUUCUAUGGAAGAAGACAAACCGAACCCAAAAACUACUGGUGCAGAAGUGGUUGAUGCACACCAUGGAGCUGGAGUAAAUGAGCCAGGCAAAACAGUUCAAGAUUCAGAGAAAAAGUUGGGAACCCAGGAUGAAGUCCCUUUAUCAGAAGGGAAACAUGAUCUGAUUGAGGGUGUUGAAGGACAAAGAGAUUUGAUACCGGAUGAUGAUUCAAAUGCUGAAGUUGUAGAAGAAGAUGAUGAACAAGAAGGGGAUGAAGAGCCAUCUCAAAGUAACCAGUUUUCUGUGGGUGAUUUUGUGUGGGGCAAAAUCAAGUGCCAUCCAUGGUGGCCAGGACAGGUAUAUGACCCCCCUGAUGCAUCAGAAUUGGCUAACAAGAUGAGGAGGAAAGGUCGCCAUCUCGUAGCUUAUUUUGGGGAUGGAACAUUUGCCUGGUGUGAUGAGUCUCAAUUGAAACCUUUCGAUAGCUACUUUGAAACAUUCUCAAUGCAAACAAAUAUGAAUCGCUUUGUUAAUGCAGUGGAUGAGGCUCUUGAGGAAAUCUCUAGACGUGUGGAAUCAAAGAUGAUCUGCUCCUGUCUGCCCGAAGAAUUACGUAAUGAGCUGAAGCCACCUGUUAUUACGAAUGCUGGAAUCAAGGAAGGAGUAACUGCCCCCCCACUUGGUGGUGUUGAUAUCGAAUUGGUUAAUGAGUUUGAUCCACCUGUUUUUCUUGAUUACAUGAAAGAGCUUGCUUGUUCUCUAUCUAUUGAUUCCAGGCUCAAGUUCUCUCUCUUUUGUGCUCAGUUAUCUGCCUUCUUUUGUUCAAAGGGACUGGGUAGGAUCCUUGAACUUCAGAUUGUUGAUGACAAGCAAGAAACAGGUGAUACAGAUUCAGUUCAUCUUGUCAAGGAGUCGAGCCCAACUCCUAUGGAAGAAGACUGGCUUUCCGGACCAGGAAGCCCAGGCUCUAAAAAUGGCAAAAGCUCAUCUCUUAAAAGGCCACAAAUCUCUCAAGACAAGCUCUAUCAGAGAAAGAAGAAGAGAAGCCUAGCUGAACUCAUGGCGGAGAAGGAGAAUAGCGGUGAUUCAGGAGAUGAAAUCGAGAAGAAAGACACCGUUGUUGAUAAAAAGGCUUCAUCUUCUAAGAAAGCAAAGGUGGUGAAGCAUUCAAUAUCCCCAAAAAAUAAGCAAAGUGGAAACAGGAGUAUCACGCCCAAAAAUAAGCAAAGUGGAAACAAGAGUAUCACGCCCAAAAAUAAGCAAAGUGGAAACAAGAGUAUGACAUCUGUGAAAAAUGCAGAUUAUCCAGAGGAGACCCCAAAGAGAUUGGGGGUUACAAGGGUUGGCCAAAGCCUGAGCAAGAUAGCCAGCCAGCUAACUGGCACACCCCCUAUCCUUAAAUGUAGUGGUGAGACAUUUCAAAAGACUGUCGAUAAGGUGGGCAGGGGUAGGCCCAAAGGUUCUAGCAGUGCAAGUCUCAUGUCGCCUAAAGAGAACAAGAAAACACCAAAAGAGAAUCAGAGUACUCCAAAAGAAAAUCAGAGAACACCGAAAGAGAAUCAGAGAACCUCAAAAGAAAACCAGAGGACACCAAAAGAGAAUCAGAGAACACCAAAGGAGAAUCAGAGAACACCGAAAGAGAAUCAGAAAACACUGAAAGAGAGUGAAAAAACACCAAAAGAGAAGAAGAGAACACCAAAGGAGAAUCAGAAAACACUGAAAGAGAGUGAAAAAACACCAAAACAGAAGAAGAGAACACCAAAAGAGAAUAAGAGAACUCCUAAAUCUAGUGAGAGAAGCGCUUCUCCUAAGUCGAUUUUAUCGGAGAUAUGCUUGGCUGCCAUUAAUCCUCCACUAUAUUAUAAGGAGAAUCGCUCUUCAUGCCAGACUAUAUCUGAUUUCUUUGCCAAUUUUAGAAGUUCUCAGUAUCUUCAUGACCCAGAGUCUGGAAGUGCUGGUAGAAAGAGGGCAUCCUCUGGUUCAAAAGACUCGAUCUCAAGCCCUGAAGGAUAUUACGGGGGAAAGAGAAGGAUGAGUAAAGAAGAAGCGUGGUUUUAUGGCCCCAAGAAGAAGACGAAGCGAUCAGCAAUGGAACCACCUUCACCAUUGAGGAUUGAGAAUAAGGAGACUCAGAAGGAUAGCCCAGCAGCCCUCAUUAUCUCCUUUGCACGUGGUUUCAAUUUGCCUUCUCAGACUGAUCUGGUUGGAAUAUUUAGCAAAUUUGGUCCUUUAAAGGAAUCGGAAACUGAAGUGUCUAAAGACUCCGGUUGUGCUCGACUUGUCUUUGAGAGGAGCUCCGAUGCUGAAGCGGCUUUGAAUAGUUCAUCCAAAAGUAGUGUGUUUGGAUCAGCAGUUGUUAGUUAUAGGGUGAGAUAUAUGGCAUUGGCUCAUAAAAAUGUGGAAAACAAUGGAACUUCACAGGAUCCAACAUUAGUCGGAGGGAACAUUGAGGAACCCAUUUCUUCAAUGACCGUGGAAAUCAAAGGGAACUCAGUGGGACCGCCAUUAAAGGGGGUAGAGAAAGGUGAUAAUGCUUCUCUGAAACUUGCCGAAGAAAAUGGGAAAGAUGAGGGGAAUUUAAGCAAGAAUGCAUCAGAUGGAGUAAAAGGUGUAGAAUCCAUUUCUUCCAAGACUGGAGAAAUCAAGGGGAACUCAGUGGACCUAGCUUUACAGGGAGGAGACAGAGAGGACAUGGUUUCUCUUAAAACUGGAGAAGGAAAUGGGGAUUUCACAGGCCCAAGAUGAUGGAAAGAAGGCAUGGAGACUCUUGUUGAAGAUGCAGUUGAAGCUGCGCAAGUGUCCAUGGAACAAGCAUAGUGGAAAAUGAGGUAACAUAUUCUACUCACACAUCAACUUGUUACAUAGUUGUAUCGUGUAGUGUACUCACUAGUGAGAAAUGCUCCUCUUUUUAGCCUUAUUUUCCCUUUGAUUUUUUGUUUCCUCUUUGUUACUUCACUUCAAGUAGGAGAGUCUUGGUUGUAUUGCUUCAUCUUUACGGGGAUUGUAAGAGAUAAAAUUGUUACUGUUAAUUUGGUUGGGUUUUUUGGCUGAGAUGAUGAUCAUUGGGUAUUAGUUUUAGAAAGGAAAAACAAUGAAGAUCAUUGCAAGUUGAAUUUUUUACGGCCCUCUAUGACCAUUUGUAUUCUGGUAUGUCUGGUUCCUGGGUCUCGCUUUUCUUUUGGUCAUUUUAUUUGUUUUUGCUUCCCUUACAUCUGCUUUAGUUUUUGGAGAGUUCGAUUUGCAUGGGUUAUUUUGCCUUAAUCUCCAUAUUAGUAGGGUUUUCGUCCUGUCUUAUAUAUAUGUAUGUAUCAUUUGGAUC
Messenger RNA from Amborella trichopoda, 4294 nucleotides. RefSeq lists its product as uncharacterized. The record is from RefSeq and is a predicted model, not a curated record. Gene Ontology annotation, molecular function: nucleic acid binding. Lineage: Eukaryota; Viridiplantae; Streptophyta; Magnoliopsida; Amborellales; Amborellaceae.